UUUUCCUGGCCUAUUUUGUUUAGCGGUAGAAGUGGCUGAAAAGGGGGAGGAUUAUUUCCUGACAGCCCAGCAGCCAGCUGCUCGGACAGAUUCUUGGGCCGCCGCUGGCCUGCUUGGCUGUCGCUCCGAUUUGAUGGUCUCUUUCUUGCAGUUUUGUUGAUUUUUCCCAUGUGUUGUUCGGUGGGCUUCGCUAGGUCUUUGGGCCUGGCUCUGUUACCUCUGGCCCUCUGUUGUAUCCUGGCCAAUCUGCUGCUGUUGUUUCCGAUGGGGCAAAUGACAUACAUCCAGCAGGGGCGCCUGGCCAGCUACAUCUGCUACUUUGGCGGACUGGGAGGCGGAGGACUGCUGAUGCUGAUUCCUGCUAUAACCUUUAGCACUUUGGGAAAAUGUAGUUGCUGCUGGAACGAGAGCUUGAUGAUGUGCGGAUCAGUGCUGGCGGCUGUGGUGGGCCUGACGGGGGCCAGCUACUGCUUGGUCAUUUCCGGCCUGGCCUUGCUGCAGGGUCCCCAGUGUUUCACUUCUCUCGGGUGGUCGUACCCCUUCGCGGAUCAAGGAGGAAGGUAUCUGCUGCGGCCCGAGUCGUGGGCCGCGUGCCUUCAGCCGCUCCGCGUGGUGGAAUGGAACGUGACUCUUCUGUGUGUGCUGUUGGGCCUGGCUCUGCUGGAGUUUAUGCUGUGCCUCUUGCAGCUGGCCAGCGGUUUGGUCAACGCUGUCUGUCGGCCUUGUUGCUUUAAGCAGGAGUAUAGUUUGAAUGCUUAGACAAGAGCACCCAAAGAGUUACAGCUCGGCUAGAUUGCGUUGCUUUGAACACAUCCGUAUUUGCGGUCCACGUUAUGCAUGAAAUGCGCUCAGAAGAUGCCCAUUUCAGGUAGAUACGUAUAGGCUUGCUAAGUUGAGCAACACUUUGAUUUUCUUUGAUGAAACAACUCCAAAUUCAUAUUUAGUCUCUUGGCAACCGAUAUGAGAAAAUGAACACAAUUCAGUCAAAUACUAAUAAACCUACGAUGCUUCCU
Messenger RNA from Syngnathus acus (greater pipefish), 1013 nucleotides. RefSeq names its product transmembrane 4 L6 family member 1-like. The transcript is spliced from 4 exons. Gene Ontology annotation, cellular component: membrane. Bases 169 to 759 code for a protein of 196 amino acids. Lineage: Eukaryota; Metazoa; Chordata; Actinopteri; Syngnathiformes; Syngnathidae. The record is from RefSeq and is a predicted model, not a curated record.